Molecule: messenger RNA, 1001 nt
Organism: Pseudomassariella vexata
Lineage: Eukaryota; Fungi; Ascomycota; Sordariomycetes; Amphisphaeriales; Pseudomassariaceae
Product: hydantoin racemase
Exons: 2
Coding region: 1-795 (264 amino acids)
Source: RefSeq, a predicted model, not a curated record
AUGGCCCAACCUCUCCCCUCGGUAACAGGCACAUCCACCCACCAGAUUUCCAUCCUCCUCAUCAACCCUAACUCCACCUGCUCUAUGACGCUUUCCUGUCUGCGCUCCCUCCAUCAGACCCUCCCCCCAACCGUUACCGUAACCGGCUUCACCGCACCUCCCACGGCCCCCACCGCUAUCGAAGGCCGUCUGGACGCAGUCCUCAGCGCCGCGGAAUGCGUGCGAGCCCUCAGGCCCCACGCCUACAAUUACGAUGCCUUCCUGGUCGCCUGCUUCAGCGCGCAUCCCCUCAUCCCCGCCCUGCGCGAGGAGUACUCCAUGCCCUGUAUUGGUAUCAUGGAAGCCGCGCUUUAUGCGAGUCGCAUGUGCGGCGACAAGCUGGGCGUGCUGUGCACGAGUGCUAGGAGUAAAGUUCUGCAUGAGCAGAGCAUUUCCGCUACGUAUGGGUUGGGUGCGUUCUCGGCAGGGACUGAGGCGGCGGAUGUGGCUGUGCUGGAACUCGAGACCAAGCCGCGGGAGGAAGUGUACGCGAGUCUAGUCGCGGCGGCGCGGAGACUCGUCGAGGAGAAGGGGGCGGAUUGUGUGUGUUUGGGGUGUGCGGGCAUGACGGGUAUGAGGGAGGUAUGCCAGGAGGCGGUGGAGAUGGACAAGGGGAAGGUUAUGGUUGUCGAUGGGGUCACUAUUGGUAUACACUUUUUAAUAGGUUUGGUCAGGGAAGGUCUGACCACGGCCAAGGCAGGAGCAUACAAAAGUUCAAGACUUGGUAGGGAAAAUCGAGGGCAGAUGGUUAUAUGAUGUUCACGAAGUAUUCCAUCGGAUGCCACAAGGGUGCUUGUACCCAUGGGUGAGUAAGUAACAAAUCAAACUCUAGUUCUACUUGAGUAGUGUCGAUAUUGUGCAAUUCUACCUACCUAGUCGGCGUGUUGUUGUAGCAAUGUCGAACGGGGGGCCGAACGGGGGGCCACGCCAUUAUUGAUAACAUGAAGUGUACGGGACUUCUG